GAAGUGGAGCUUAUGAGGUUAGAACGGAAAGUUAGGCUGUCACGUGAUACUGAUCUACCUAUCAGCUGAGGAUCAUCACUAGUUGCUGCUGUCAGUAAGUCAAUUAGUCAGACUCAGUCAUGGCCAGCCAGUCCGCCGGUAUCCAGCAGCUGCUCCAAGCCGAGAAACGGGCGGCGGAGAGAGUGGGCGAAGCUCGGAAACGGAAGAAUCGGAGGCUGAAGCAGGCCAAGGAGGAGGCACAGGCUGAGAUUGAGCAGUAUCGGCUGCAGCGUGAGAAGGAGUUCAAGGCCAAGGAAGCUGCUGCACUGGGAUCCCAUGGAAGUUGUUCCGAAGAGGUGGAAAAAGAGACCCUUGAGAAGAUGUCUAUCAUCCAGGUGAAUUACAAGAACAACAGAGAGGCUGUCCUGGAGAGUGUGCUGUCCCUCGUGUGUGAAAUUAAGCCUGAGAUCCACAUCAACUACAGAUUCAAUGGCUAAUGCUGGCUAUGAGCUCUGAACAGUCUAGCCCUCAUCUUAUGCAUUAUUUAUGUUUUCCAAUAUAAUUAGAACUAGCUCUUUAACUUAAGAUGAGGGUUUUUUAGGACAAGUAAAUUGGAGUGUGUUUGUGCUAUGGGUCAGUAACGCUAGGAAUGAAAGAGUUAAUACUUGUGAAAGAGAAGCCUUCCCCAGAAUCAGAUAGGAAUGGGUGAAGGGGAAAUAAAGCCUGUGAUUGGUUAUGAAUCAGAGCAUCUCUUCCUGUUCUAGUGGCUAAGUUGCUUCCCUCUCCAGUUUUUGUUCUGUUUCUAGAAAUAAAUUUUCUUAAGUUUGGUA
Molecule: messenger RNA, 809 nt
Organism: Bombina bombina (fire-bellied toad)
Lineage: Eukaryota; Metazoa; Chordata; Amphibia; Anura; Bombinatoridae
Gene: ATP6V1G1
Product: ATPase H+ transporting V1 subunit G1
Exons: 3
Coding region: 120-476 (118 amino acids)
Biological process (GO): proton transmembrane transport
Cellular component (GO): vacuolar proton-transporting V-type ATPase complex
Molecular function (GO): proton-transporting ATPase activity, rotational mechanism
Source: RefSeq, a predicted model, not a curated record